Molecule: messenger RNA, 1498 nt
Organism: Telopea speciosissima
Lineage: Eukaryota; Viridiplantae; Streptophyta; Magnoliopsida; Proteales; Proteaceae
Product: zinc finger CCCH domain-containing protein 6-like
Exons: 5
Coding region: 89-1420 (443 amino acids)
Molecular function (GO): metal ion binding
Source: RefSeq, a predicted model, not a curated record
CGUAUCCGAUCAUAAAAUCUGUUUAUCUGAUUAUUCUAAUUUAUCGAGAACUGAAGCGGGAAGAAGUGCAAGAUUUUAUCUUGUUAAUAUGCGGGGAUCGCAGAAAUCAAAAAGGGUGUCUUGGGCCUCAGAUGUUAACCUUUGUCAGGUAAGGCUGUUUCUUUCUGAUGAUUCACCCUCGCAAGUUGGUAUUGGAGCUCAAGAUCACCUCCAAACAAAGACAUCAUGGCUAUUACAUUCAACUGGAAUGGGCGAUGAUCAUCUUCCUCCUGGAUUUGAGGCAGCUCAUCCUGCUAAUCAGUUGAAGGAAUUGUCUCUGAUCCCUUUGAUCAAAUGGAAAUGUCCUCCUACGUUUGUUUUAAUUCCCAGCUGGCAAGUGGUGGCUGGGGAAGAGAGCAAAGAGGCAGAGGUUGAAGACCAGAGAGAGAUGAGAGUACUGGAAGCAGUUUAUCCUCGUCCUUCUGCCAUUCCUUCUAGCCCUUCUGUUUCACUCGAAGUAGAAGACUAUCAACAUGAUGAUUCUCACACUCCUCUCAUUCCGGUCACUCCCAUUGAGGAUGAAGAUGCCACAGAUCCAUCAUGCAAUUUGGUUGCACCAACUAAUUGCAUGAGCUCACCACCUUUCAUUGUGUCCCAGAGCUUGUUGCCUCCUGGGAUGAAACCUCAAUCUCAAUACGAUGUUCAUUCUGCUUGGAAGGCACCAACUACCGAAAAACCUGCACUUGAUGCUGUACCUGAAGCUGACAUCGUUGCUGCUGCAUCUGCUGCCUUCACAGCAAUCAUGCGAAGCAAUGAGCAGGGAAGCUUGAUUGACAAUGACCUGCUUGUUAAGAUGCUCAACCACCCAAAACUAAUUGAGAAAUUGGUUGCAGAUUAUGGGAAACCCUCCAUUUCACAGUCCACACCCAAGCCAAAGUCACCACCAAUGACCCCAUUGCCCCCUCCCGUCCAUAUCAACAGGAUAGAAGUAGAUGUACCGUUUUCAGCAGCCCCCACAACUGGCCACUUCUAUCCUGUGACAAAUUCUGUAUUACCCACUUUGAAUCUUCCUCCGCCUGGAAUUGUUCAAUCUGUGAAAGCACCACCUGUGAAGGAUAUCAACUACUAUAAAAGCUUGAUUCAACAACAUGGAGGAGAGAAACCAGAAACCCAGGAUCACCCCUUCACACAACUUAGUGAUCGCCAGAACCAGCAAAUACUAGAAUCCAAUCCUGAACCUGUACAAAGUUCAAAACGGAGAGAUUCAAAACCCAAAAUCAUGAAGCCUUGCAUAUACUUCAAUAGUUCUAGGGGAUGCCGGAAUGGAGCCAAGUGUGCAUACCAACAUGAUGGAUCAUAUCAGAGGAGGGCCGGAAGCAUUCAGGAAGCACAGAGUGCAAAGAGAGUUAAACUAGACAGGGAAAUAACAGGAAGGACGUGAGGUGAUGUUUAGGUAUUACUCAGCGGUGUAAUAAUGUUUUAGAGGAUUUGGUAAAAGACAGUCCGGCUUCCAUAUUUU